AUGGGAUUCCAGGAGGUUAUGGGCCGUAUGCUACGAUUCAUGGACACCAUGAUUCAGGCUGGUUUAUUUCUAUCAGAUCCAGCUACAUCACAGAAGCGGUCCAUCUCACGCAAGUGCGGCCAAGCCAGGCCAGGCCCUAAGCCUCAGAAGUGGCUAUUCCUCCGCAGAAGCGAAGCCGCAAAAGUGGUUGGCAACUCGCAGAUGCAGCCUAGCGGCCCAGGCUCUGAGGCAGUGGUGAAUGGGCAAGGAUUCAUGGCGCAAGACAUCACAUUUCGAAACAUUUCUAGAGCUCAGGUGCAACAGUCAGUAGCUUUAAGAGCAACUGCGGAUUCAUGCACCUUCUAUAGGUGUAAAUUUGACGGUUUCCAGGACACCUUAUACGCACACUUUGGCAAGCAGUUCUACAGGGAGUGUACAAUUUUGGGCACCAUUGACAUUAGGGAAAAUGCAUAA
Nicotiana attenuata is the source of this 453-nucleotide messenger RNA. Its product is annotated as pectinesterase 3-like. The record is from RefSeq and is a predicted model, not a curated record. The coding region runs from base 1 to 453 and encodes 150 amino acids. Gene Ontology annotation, molecular function: pectinesterase inhibitor activity; pectinesterase activity. NCBI's taxonomy places the organism in Eukaryota, Viridiplantae, Streptophyta, Magnoliopsida, Solanales, Solanaceae. Gene Ontology annotation, biological process: cell wall modification. The transcript has 4 exons.